AUGAUUUAUUUUUCUUAUAUCGCAGUCCUCCUUUUUACGGACUACGUGAGCGCAAAUCUAGCCUAUAAGUCGAGACCUGAUCUUGCAGUUCCAGUGCUGAACAUUACUAUUCCUGCAACCAAGGAAGUUGCCGAUGGCCUUAUCUUCUACACGCCUGAGAGCAUAUAUGCCGAUAAUACCGGCCAUGGACCCGCGCAAAGCGGGCCAUACAUAUUCACCGACAAAGGUGAAUUAGUUUGGUCAGGAUUCGGAUAUAUCGGUCCUAGAAGUGAAAACUUCCAAGUGCAUACCUAUAGGGGACAUCAAGUGUUGAGUAUCUUUGAAGGUUCGCACAAUUCGCCGAUGGGCCAUGGUCAUGGCCGCACGACUAUUCUAGACAAUCGAUACCGAUAUCUAGGCCAAAUAAAGGGAGGCGGUCAUAAAUUGGCCGAUCACCACGAGUUCCUGUUCUUCGAUGAUAAUUCAGCGGUGUUUACUAUUUUCGACCCCGAAAUCCGAGACCUCACGGCGUACGGCGCCACUUCGGAGAGCCAGCAAUGGAUUCUCGACAACAAGAUUCAGAAAGUAGAUACAGAAUCUAAUCGAGUUCUAUGGGAGUGGAGCUCACUUGAUCAUAUUGACCCCGCUAGCACCAACCUAACAUUGCAAAGCGGGAACGCUGGCUUGGGCACGAACUCAAGUCAAGUGUGGCAUUAUUUCUACAUGAACGCGUUCGAUGUCGACCCGGAGACAAACACCUAUCUCCUAUCCGCCCGAAGUAUGUGCACUAUCUUUAAGAUUGAUGGAGACACAGGGAAAAUAAUCUGGCAGCUGGGAGGAAGGCACUCUGACUUCUCACUCGGUGAAGAUGUCGACUUUUGUUGGCAACAUGAUACCAGGAUGCACAAGAAAUACCUAAAUCACGAAACCAAAGGUUCGAAGGAGAUUAUAUCUUUCUUUGACAACUCCGCGCACGAGAAUCUUGCGGGGGGCCCUGACUUGCAAACCCGGAGCUACAGCGCCGGGAAAAUUGUCGAGCUCGAUACCCAUAGCCACACUGCGACAUUGAUCGCGAGUUUCCGAGCCCCAGGAGAUCUUUCUGUUAGAUCCCAAGGAAAUCUCCAGCUAUUGCCAAACGGGAACGCAUUUAUCAAUUGGGGAUAUAACGGAGCAAUGUCUGAGCACAAGCCUGAUGGAACAACUAUAUUCUUUUCUGGGCUGGAUUCCGGAAGACUAGGCCCUGGGUCAGAGAAUUAUCGUGCCUUCAAAUUUGAUUGGCAUGGUAUUCCAUACGAGGAACCAGCAUUAGUUGCAUUCGAGGAGAAAAAUGGAACCUCCAUUUACGUGAGUUGGAAUGGCGAUACUGAGACAAAGAUUUGGAAGUUUUUCGGACUAGAGAAUGGCAAGGAAAUACCAUUAGGUCAGGUCUUCAGAGCCGGAUUCGAGUCAGCCUUUCAUACCAGCAGGAAGGCAGGUCGAGUUCUAGCCGAAGCUUACGGUGCCAAUGGGACUCGGCUUGUGGCUACAUCGGCGAAAAAGACAACUCAAUACAGGGCUAAACUAGUCUACCCAUAA
Molecule: messenger RNA, 1554 nt
Organism: Penicillium macrosclerotiorum
Lineage: Eukaryota; Fungi; Ascomycota; Eurotiomycetes; Eurotiales; Aspergillaceae
Product: arylsulfotransferase family protein
Exons: 1
Coding region: 1-1554 (517 amino acids)
Source: RefSeq, a predicted model, not a curated record